UUGUAAACACACGGAUUUCCGGAGCAGACAGCAAUGAAAAGGAAACUAAUGAAUACCUAUGGAUUAUAUUGCUAACUUCUGCUCCUCCUAUUUAUGUUCUGUUUUCGGUUUACUUCUGCUUGUUUUUGAAGUUUCCUGUUCCCAGUUCAUUGGAGCAGAUGAACUGUCAGCAACUCUGAAUCACUUUGAGGUUUUACACUCCCUUGAUGUCAGACAUAGAACGAAACGUUAUGUUGACCCAGAAAAAACAGAUGAUUUCCACCAAGUAUGGAUACCCGCAUUUGGAAAACAAUUUCACUUGUCGAUGAAGAAGUCCAUGAUUCUGUCCCAUGACUUCCGUACUACGUUGAUCGACAGAGAUGGGUCAAGUCAGGACUUCCUCAGAAGUUCCUAUGACUUCUACUCUGGAACACUACAUGGUGAGAAGGAUACACAAGUCAAUGUUUACUGGGAGGAUGGGCUACUCACGGCAAGCAUUGUCACUGCUGAAGAGGUCUACUUUGUGGAGCCUGCCCGGAGAUACAUGUCGACUGCCCUCAAUCACACCUUGAUUGUCUAUAGGAAGUCUGACCUGAAGGUAGCACAGGAUCCCUGGGAUGGAAUGAUGAGCAAUUUGAAGACUCCUUGUAAAUACCAAAGGAACACAACUGUGAUGCAGAAUAUGCAACAGAAUCAGGAACAGAAAGGUCCUGAUCGUUGGAAGCGGGCUGUGGAUUUUGGAAAUCGUAAAUACUGCAGAAUUAUUUUGGUGGCAGACCAUUAUUUUCAUGAGAAUAUCGGUCGUGGUUCUAUCCUUGCUACCCAGAAUUACAUGAUUGGUGUACUGGACAGAGUGAACUCUAUAUACCAAACCACCAGCUGGCCAGAUGACUCAGGUGUUACUGGACUCGGGUUUGAAAUCAGCAAGAUAAUCAUCCACCUUGAGCCUUCAGAAGGAGACCACUACAACCAGGCCAACAGACAGACAGAUAUGGGCGACACACUAGAUAUUUUUAGCUCCGAGUUUUUCCUAAACGGUGCCUGUCUGGUCCAUCUAUUUACGUACUCAGCGUUCCAGCAAGACCUCGGUCUCGCCUUUAUAGCGUCCUGGCGGAGCGGUGACUUUGGUGGUAUAUGCUCCCCUAUGAGCUAUGCUGAUAAGAUGGCGGGUAACACAGGCUUAACAUCCUUGAGAAACAGGGUGGGAAAUACAGUGCUGACACUGCAGUCCACUAUCAUCACUGCUCACGAAUUGGGUCAUAACUGGGGAAGUGGUCAUGACAACACAGACAGCCCUGAGUGUAGCGAUUUCUACAUCAUGUAUCCUACCUCACAGGAGGGCACUCAAUCAAACAAUGUGGUAUGUAUAGAGGGGAGUACUCAUCAAUUAAUGUGGUAUAAAGAGAGGGGUCACUCACUCAAACAAUGUGGUAUGUAGAAAGGGGGCACUCAUCAAUUAAUGUGGUAUGUAGAGAGAUGGGCACUAAUCAAUUAAUGUGGUAUAAAGAGAAGGGUCACUCACUCAAACGAUGUGGUAUGUAAAGAGGGGGCACUCACUCAAACAAUGUGGUAUUUAUAGAGGGAAGCACACAUCAAUUAAUGUGGUAUGUAUAGAGGGGGCACUCAUCAAUUAAUUUGGUAUAUAGA
This is a messenger RNA of Mizuhopecten yessoensis (Yesso scallop), 1626 nucleotides long. RefSeq names its product ADAM 17-like protease. Gene Ontology annotation, cellular component: plasma membrane. Gene Ontology annotation, molecular function: metalloendopeptidase activity. The record is from RefSeq and is a predicted model, not a curated record. Lineage: Eukaryota; Metazoa; Mollusca; Bivalvia; Pectinida; Pectinidae. Gene Ontology annotation, biological process: Notch signaling pathway; membrane protein ectodomain proteolysis. The transcript is spliced from 13 exons. Bases 59 to 1417 code for a protein of 452 amino acids.